AUGGCGCAGAGCUUCGAUAUUCGCCCGACGCUGAAUGACCUCCAGGAGGAGAGCCGGUGGGUGAAUUUGGCCAAAACCCACUGGAUGAAGCUCUCAAAAGCUCCGAAAGCAAAGCCUGAGGUGAUAAAGAAUGACCUCUGGGAUGGCUUGGUGUCAGAAAAUUUUGCUGUUCGUUCUCUUCUGAUAUUGGAAAAUCUUCAUAUACUUGAAAAGUUUCUGUGGCCAACAUACUCCGAAGAUUCUUCCAAUUACCAUGUCCUUCUCAUUGCUGUGAUCGCGGGGGUAAAACAGAGGGAACACUUACCAAUAUGGGAGCACUUCACGGAGAGACCAACGGACUUCUCUAACCUUUUCCGCCGCAUCCUUGCUAUGAACCUCGAUACAACGUUACCAACGAAAUCCAAAACAUAUUUACUAUCAUUUGUUAUCAGUGCCUUUCGAUCGCUAGAAUAUGCUCUUAUUCGCAAGGAAUGCGCUCCGUUGGUCACGAUAUCUAUAUGGCACAAUCUUCACAAUGAUGCUUCAAGGAACAGGCUCCUUGAACAAUCGGACGCAUUGAAGAGGGGAUGGCGAAUGGCUGUAAAGCGGUACGAGAAAGCGGAUGAUAGCGGAAAGGCAAAAUUCCGAUUUGAGCGUUCUUGGCUGUACUCGAUGUUACUCGAUUUCCUCCAACGAAUCAACGUGGCUGAUUGCAGCGAUCUGGACAAUGUGCGAUAUUGUGAACGAUUUAUGGAAUUCCUUGUCGAUCUGGACAGCCAGCUUCCAACAAGGCGAUACUUCAAUUCUAUGCUAAAGGAUUUAAACCUCCUUGCAGUAAUUCGUGUGUCGAGACUCUACAACGAAGAAUCAAAUGCGCUCUUCCGUGAUUUCUAUACUCUCCUCAGGCACUUUAUUAACUUCGCGGUAGACGAUCAGUCUGGCGAGCACCAGUCUCCUCAGGCCGUUUACGAUGCUCACUGUGGAGGGCUGGCUCACCUUCAAAGAAUAGCAAUCAAGCAUUUCAAAGAUAAACUCACCAUUUUGGCAUUGUCGAACUAUGGUUCAAUCGAGCAACGGAAUGAAUUAGAGGCUCAUUUGUCGACCUUAACUGAUGCAGAAUUAUUGGCCCUCUGUUCCCAUAUUGGAUUUAGAACAAGCUAUCCUGAACAAUCUGGUAUUAUCCCUGAUCGGCGACUAAUUCUCGAAAUUAUGCUCUCAACUUUCGAGCGCCACCGUUCCUUCCAAGAGUCCGCAGAGCAAUUGGCCAUUAUGCCUACGGAAUCGAACCUAUACGACCCUGCUCUUAUUCGCAAUGAGUCCUAUGAUGGCUCUCGGCCAUUGGCCAUUCCAAAAUUAAAUUUACAGUAUUUGAGUCUUGGCGAUUUCUUAUGGCGAUCGUUCUUGCUCUACCGCUCCGAAUCAUUUUUUGAGAUUCGAAAGGACCUCGAAUUGGUGAUAAAGCGAUUACAGCCACGCCUUCAGAGGAAUACCGGGACUGUAUCAUUUGAAGGAUUCUCGAAAAUGGCAAUACCGAUUGCAAAGCCGGCAAUAAUUGAGGUUGCGCCGGCAAAAGUUGGGUCAGCUAACCCUGCAUAUGUUCGUGCUGAAAUUGCACUGGACGUCAGCCGCCUUGGUGAUAAUGUUCGCAGGGAAUGGGAAACACUUCGGCCUGAUGAUGUCGUUUUCCUUCUUGCGCUGCAACCCAAGAAAUCGGUUAAGCAGAUAAUUAGCAAUAGCCGAGAUCCGAAAGAUGAAGUGAGCUUGUUAUAUGUCCGAACGGCGGAAGUUGUGCACGUUCUCGACGAGAACGGGCGAUUUUUAAGGGAGCCUCAAACCGAGGAAACUAACGGAUAUCGGCUGCGACCGCGCCUUCGACGAUUACUUGUAAAUCUCGAUGCAGCAUCAUAUAAAACCGAUAUGGAAAACCUUGCGAAAGGGAAAUCCGACGUAUACACAUCCAUCAAUGUGAUUAUUAGGCGAAGGGCAAGGGAAAACAAUUUCAAACCUAUCCUUGAAACCAUGCAGUUCCUAACAGUCGCGAACACAAAUCUUCCGUCAUGGAUACAGGAGGUUUUCCUUGGCUACGGAGAUCCGGCUAGUGCUAGAUAUACAGAACUCAUUAAUAAAGUGAAAUCUGUCGACUUCCGCGAUACAUUUUUGAAUUGGGACCACCUCAUCCAAAGCUUCCCAGGCCAAACAAUUGAAUCAGCCGGAGGUGCAGUCUCUCACUUUGACCCUCCGUAUGUCUUGGAGAUGUUCGAUGAUGACCGCAAAGCCACAACCUCGAACGCAUCGAAGAAGAGACGACGAGAUCAGAUUGAAGCUGUUGAGAAGGCCCCAAGCUCGAUACGUGUUUCCUCGUACCGACCACCUAACCCAGGGCCUUAUCCGGUUGAUGCACCAAAACUUAACACGAUUCGGUUUACACCUGCCCAGGUGGAGGCCAUUGUCUCUGGCACCCAACCCGGAUUGACAGUUAUCGUUGGACCCCCGGGAACAGGCAAAACUGACGUUGCAACUCAAAUUAUAAGCAAUAUUUAUCACAAUUUCCCCAAUGAGCGGACAUUACUUAUCGCUCAUAGUAACCAAGCGUUAAACCAGCUUUUCCAAAAGAUUAUGUCCCUAGAUAUUGACCAGCGCCAUCUCUUGCGGUUAGGUCGUGGAGAGGAGGAGUUGGACACCGAGGAGAGCUACAGCAAAUACGGUAGAGUGGAUACUUUUCUCGAGAACAGGGGCAGCUAUCUUGCUGAAGUAGAUCGGCUGGCUGCUUCAAUUGGAGUGGAAGGGGCUCAUGGGAACUCUUGCGAGACGGCAGGCUAUUUCAACACAGUAUACAUUCGACCAGCAUGGACUAAAUAUUGGGAUAAAGUUCAGGCCCAAGAUUGUCCCGGCGAAACCGUUAUCGCCGCCUUCCCAUUCCACUUAUUUUUCUCAAAUACCCCAAAACCACUUUUUGAUCCGAAUUUGUCAAAAGAAGAGUUGCUUAAUAUUGCUUCUGGAUGCCAAAGGCACUUGGACAAAUUAUUUUCUGAACUUGAAAAUAUCCGUCCGUUCGAGAUACUCAGAUUCCAGCGAGACAAAGCGAACUAUCUUCUAGUCAAAGAAGCGCGAAUCAUUGCCAUGACUUCGACCCAUGCAGCUAUGAGAAGACAAGAAAUUGCCAACCUUGGAUUCCACUAUGAUAAUAUCGUCAUGGAGGAGGCGGCUCAGGUGACGGAGAUCGAAAGUUUUAUUCCUUGUGCGCUUCAAAAUCCUAAAAACGGUGAACUGCCAUUGAAACGAGUAGUGCUUUGCGGCGAUCAUCUCCAAAACUCUCCUAUAGUUCAGAACAUGGCUUUCCGACAAUACGCCAAUUUUGAACAAACACUCUUCUCCCGUCUCGUAAGAUUGGGUGUACCAACAAUAAACCUGGAUCAACAGGGUCGGUCACGGCCAUCAAUUGCAGAACUUUUUAAAUGGAGAUACCCACGCCUGGGAAAUUUGCCAGCUGUGGAAACAAACGAGGAGUUCAAACUUGCCAAUGCUGGUUUCAAAUUUGACUACCAGUUUAUUAACGUUCCGGAUUAUCAGGGGUUUGGGGAAAGAGAACCUUCAGCCCAUUUCAUUCAAAAUCUUGGGGAGGCGGAGUACACUGUUGCCAUAUAUCAGUACAUGCGUUUACUUGGCUAUCCAGCAUCGAAGAUAUCAAUUCUGACAACAUAUGCAGGUCAAAGGGCUUUGAUCAAGGAUGUUCUGCACCAUAGGUGCGCCAAGAAUUCUCUAUUCGGCUUACCGAAAAUUGUAACGACGGUGGACAAGUAUCAGGGAGAGCAAAAUGACUAUGUCCUCCUCUCCCUCACGCGUACACGGACAGUUGGCUACCUUCGCGACGUCCGUCGUCUCACCGUCGCUCUCUCGCGCGCCCGGCUAGGUCUCUACAUCCUCGGCCGCCGGGAGAUCUUCGAAUCAUGCUUUGAACUCAAACCAGCCUUUGACAUUCUCUUCCGGAGACCAGAUAAGCUCAUGCUUAUUCCCGGUGAACUCUUCCCAACUUCACGAGGUUUUGUGGAAGAUGCCGCUAGCACGCCAAUGGAGGGCAUUGAACAUUUGGGUCAAUACGUAUACGAAAUGACCCAGGCGAAGAUUAAAGCUUUGGCGGAGGAGGGUAGCGCAGCGGCUCCUGCUACGGAUGCCGAUGAGGUCAUGGCAACUAUUGGUGAAGAAGGGGAGGAUGAGGACGAUGAGGAUAAAGAGCGGUUUGUACAGCCAGAGAGUAUUCUUGAUUAA
Molecule: messenger RNA, 4245 nt
Organism: Histoplasma mississippiense
Lineage: Eukaryota; Fungi; Ascomycota; Eurotiomycetes; Onygenales; Ajellomycetaceae
Exons: 4
Coding region: 1-4245 (1414 amino acids)
Biological process (GO): mRNA splicing, via spliceosome
Cellular component (GO): catalytic step 2 spliceosome
Molecular function (GO): helicase activity; mRNA binding
Source: RefSeq, a predicted model, not a curated record